Egretta garzetta (little egret) is the source of this 3353-nucleotide messenger RNA. RefSeq names its product WD repeat domain 37 (gene WDR37). Gene Ontology annotation, molecular function: protein binding. Lineage: Eukaryota; Metazoa; Chordata; Aves; Pelecaniformes; Ardeidae. Gene Ontology annotation, cellular component: preribosome, large subunit precursor. The record is from RefSeq and is a predicted model, not a curated record. The transcript has 14 exons. Bases 302 to 1789 code for a protein of 495 amino acids.
GGAAAGUAGUUUUCUGUCAUUAAACUGAAUUUCUGCUUACAUGUAAACAAGCACCUCUAUUGAAUUUUGUAUACUAACACUUAAUGUUGCACAAUACAUUUUUUAACCUGACAGUGUCCCUAAAUUAUCAUGUCUGUUUGCUUUCAUUUUCCAGCUGGGUUUUAAUUUUGCAUGCAUUUCAGUGAAAUACAGUAAGCAUAAUUGUUGUGUCCUGGAAGCAUUUUGGGGCUGUCUCUGCUAGUGCUCUCCAAAACAAGCAAGUUUAUCAUAGGAGCCUCUGUGAAGCUGUUUUUUUGAAGUAAUGCCAAUAGAAAGUGGAAGUUGUGCAUCUGCUCGCCAAGCAAAGCAGAAACGUAAAUCACACAGUCUUUCAAUCCGAAGAACCAACAGUUCCGAGCAAGAACGGGCAGGACUGCAGAGAGACAUGUUGGAAGGGCAGGAUUCUAAACUACCAUCUUCCGUACGGAAUACGCUCCUUGAACUUUUUGGACAAAUAGAGCGGGAGUUUGAAAACCUGUAUAUUGAAAAUUUGGAAUUACGUAGAGAGAUUGAUACACUGAAUGAGCGUUUAGCAGCUGAAGGACAGACAAUUGAUGGAGCUGAACUGAGCAAAGGACAACUGAAAACAAAAGCCAGUCAUAGUACCAGUCAGCUUUCUCAGAAACUAAAGACAACUUACAAGGCAUCUACUAGCAAGAUUGUAUCCAGUUUCAAAACUACAACAUCAAGGGCAAUCUGUCAACUGGUAAAGGAAUAUGUUGGCCACAGGGAUGGUAUUUGGGAUGUCAGUGUCGCGAAAACUCAACCAGUGGUGUUGGGAACUGCAUCUGCUGAUCACACUGCUUUGCUGUGGAGCAUAGAAACAGGGAAGUGCCUGGUCAAGUAUGUAGGGCAUGUUGGGUCAGUAAAUUCCAUAAAGUUUCAUCCAACUGAGCAAGUGGCCCUUACAGCAUCUGGAGACCAGACAGCUCACAUCUGGAGGUACAUAGUACAGUUGCCUACACCUCAGCCAACGGCAGACUGCAAUCAAAUGUCUGGAGAAGAUGAAGUUGAGUUCUCAGAUAAAGAUGAACCUGAUGGAGAUGGAGAUGGUUCUAGUGAUUGUCCCACUGUCAGAGCUCCAUUAACUUCACUCAAAAGCCAUCAAGGAGUGGUCAUAGCAGCCGACUGGCUUGUUGGGGGGAAGCAAGCUGUGACAGCAUCAUGGGACAGGACAGCAAAUCUGUAUGAUGUAGAGACUUCCGAACUUGUCCAUUCGCUUACAGGGCAUGACCAAGAGCUAACACAUUGUUGUACACAUCCCACCCAACGUCUUGUGGUGACAUCAUCACGCGAUACAACCUUCCGUCUGUGGGAUUUCAGAGAUCCUUCUAUCCAUUCUGUGAAUGUCUUUCAGGGCCACACAGACACUGUGACAUCUGCAGUUUUCACUGUGGGCGACAACGUUGUUUCUGGUAGUGAUGACCGUACUGUAAAAGUUUGGGAUUUGAAAAACAUGAGGUCUCCUAUUGCAACGAUCCGUACAGAUUCUGCAGUCAACAGGAUUAACGUAUGUGUUGGCCAAAGAAUCAUCGCCCUUCCACAUGACAACCGACAGGUUCGAUUAUUUGACAUGUCAGGAGUGCGAUUAGCACGCCUCCCUCGCAGUAAUAGACAGGGCCACAGAAGAAUGGUGUGCUGCUCAGCCUGGAGUGAGGACCAUCCAAUCUGUAACCUCUUCACGUGCGGAUUUGAUCGUCAGGCUAUCGGUUGGAACAUCAACAUCCCUGCUUUGUUACAAGAAAAAUGAAAUGCUGGAAGAAUUUUUGCGUUUUAAGUUGCCAUGGACUUCUACACUUUCGCAGACUUUUCUGAACACUGGUCUGCUGUUGCUGUAAAAGCUCUUCCUUAAGUGGAGACUUUAGCAAAUGUUGUUCUUGUUACCACAUUGUGCACAGUUUGCAUGAAUUGUACAGAAAAUGUGAUUUUUUUAAAAUUAGUUUGUCUUGUGUAUGAACUUUUAUAUUUUGGCAUCCACUGGUCAAUAUGUUCACUGUUGCAUAGAGCGCAUAAAUGUUCAUAAGUUAUUUAGCAUUUAAUAGAUACACAGUAGGGCAUUACAUUUGUGACAUAAAUGUGAAACUUAGGUAAUUAAUGUAGAAAGUGUAUAGCAGUCUGUUACGUUUUUCCAUGACCCUACAUAUCUGCCUUGUGUUAAGAAGAAUCUGCAGGGCUAAAACUUUGAAAUGAAGUGUGAAUUUCACUAGUUGUAUGAUUGUAAACAGUCUCCUGUUUGCAUCUGAUUUGGAAUACUUUUUUUAGUGCUGCAGUAUAGUGCAACUUCAACUCCAUUUUUAUUCCAGUUACUGGAGAAAUAGUAGAUUUGAGAAGGAAAAUGCAAGCAAGUUGUAGUGGGUAUAGACUGCCAGGUUUAUUUGGAAUGCUUUUUGUACUUUUUCUUUCGGAAAAGAAAAAUACUCAUUCUGCCCUUCUUAUAUAAAGUGAUCUAAAAAUCUCAUUAGCAUUUCAUACUAGCGAAAAAUCCAGAAUAUUAUGAUUCUAAUCACUGAAAUCUAGUCAAGCAAAUUUUGAAGCACUUUAGUUUAUAGCUGUUGUUAUAAACCAUUUAUGAAAGUUUGACUUUACCAGUGAAUGUGAGCUGACCUUUGUAAGGAGGAUUGCUUCUUUUUGGUGAUCUGCCCAGAAAGGAAAUAGUUUUUUUGGGGGUUGGUUUGGUUUUGGUUUUUUGUUCGGUUUUUUUGGUUUGGUUUUUUUUUUUUAAUAUAUAUAUACCUACAGCGAGCAUACUUUUAAUUGUGUUCACUUCCCAUAUUUUUAUUUUGAGCCAGCAAUACAAAGUAAAUGAGUACUACCUCAAAAAUGAAUGUUGGUCAAGAUGCAUUGAAUCUCUCUGUAGCCUAGAAAAAAGCACUUUUGGUCUCUGGCUGAAGUACUGUCUCUGACAUGAGAGGAAAGACAAUCAUACUAAAGGUGAUCCUUAAGGUAAUUAACACUUAAAGCUAAUGGAGCAAUACGAUAAGUAAACAUCAUCUGUCACCUUUCUGUUCUCAGCCGUGGCAAGGGCUGCUGCAGCCCCUAUUCUGUUCCAAAAGGGCGCAAUCUCCCCUCUUUCUCCCAAAUGAUCUUACCCUGGUUUUGCUCCUCGCUGUGCUUAACCUUUAUGGCACUGGCAGCGGGGUGUUCUACCACAGCUGCUGCUGAUAGAAGUAAAUGCAGGUGGCAGCUGACAUCUUCGAAAGAACAAAAAGGCUGCUUCAGACAGACACUUCUUUUUAGCUGAAGGGAGAUACUGCCCCGACCUGUCUGACAGCGUAAGGUGAAGGGUGAGGGUACGCCAGGGGUGCACUCUUACA